This is a messenger RNA of Callorhinus ursinus (northern fur seal), 4323 nucleotides long. RefSeq names its product tripartite motif containing 14 (gene TRIM14). NCBI's taxonomy places the organism in Eukaryota, Metazoa, Chordata, Mammalia, Carnivora, Otariidae. Gene Ontology annotation, biological process: innate immune response. The record is from RefSeq and is a predicted model, not a curated record. Gene Ontology annotation, molecular function: protein binding; zinc ion binding.
GCGCGCAGCCAUCCUUCCUGCGGGAGCUGGGCCGGCCCGGGGCCGCCCCGCCCCACCGCCCAGCCUUCGAUUCUCCGCGGGAGCCCCUCCCCCGCACCGCGGCCGCCCGAACCCGAGGGUUGAAUGGCGGGCGCAGGGGCGCAGAGCGGGACACCUGGGGAGCCGGGCCCCGCGGAGCGCGAGGACGCGAGCGGCUGGCGCUGCCCGGAGCACGGCGACCGCGUGGCCGAGCUCUUCUGUCGCAGCUGCCGCCGCUGCGUCUGCGCGCUCUGCCCGGUGCUGGGCGCGCACCGCGGCCACCCGGUCGGCCUGGCGCUGGAGGAGGCGGUGCACGUGCAGAAACUCACCCAAGAAUGUUUAAAGCAGUUGGAAGCCAAGAAGCACCAGCAAGUUGGCAACAUAACCCAAAUAGAAGACGCUGCUGAGAAGCUCAAGGCUCAUGCAGAGUCAAGUAAAACCUGGCUGACGGGAAAAUUCACUGAACUCAGACUACUACUUGAUGAAGAGGAAAUGCUGGCCAAGAAAUUCAUUGAUAAAAACACACAGCUAACCCUCCAGGCGUACAGGGAGCAAAUCGAAUCUUGCAAAGAGCAAAUAGAUGGCAUGCACAGUCUCUCCAACAGGGUCUGGAGUAUCAGCCAGGAGCCCGAUCCCAUACUGCUGCUGCAGGAGUACAGGGCCGUGGAGCAGGAGAUGCAGCAGCAGAUGAGCCUGGGAGACCUGUGCUACCCAGAGCCCCUCUCGUUCGAGCCUGUCAAGAGCUUCUUUAAGGGCCUCGUGGACGCCAUGCAGAGCAUGUUACAGACGCCACUGGACGUUCGCCUUAAGGAGAACACGAACUGCCAGCUCUCGGGCUCCACGAGCACCAAACUAGCUUCCCUGUUGAAAACAAGCCCUUCACCAGAGCGAUCACUCUUCUUAAAAUAUGCACGCACACCCACCCUGGAGCCAGACACGAUGCACGCGCGCCUGCGCCUCUCUGCGGACCGCCUGACUGUGCGCUGCGGCCUCAUGGGCCGCCUGGGACCCACACCCGCGCUGCGCUUUGACAAGCUGUGGCAGGUGCUGGGUCGCGACUGCUACGCCGCCGGCCGCCACUACUGGGAAGUGGACGUGCAGGAGGCAGGCGUCGGCUGGUGGGUGGGCGCCGCCUACGCGUCCCUGCGGCGCUGCGGGGCCUCAGCCGCCGCCCGCCUCGGCUGCAACCGUCAGUCCUGGUGCCUCAAGCGCUACGACCUGGAGUACUGGGCCUUCCACGACGGCCAGCGCAGCCGCCUGCGGCCCCGCGACGACCCCGACCGUCUCGGGGUCUUCUUGGAUUAUGAGGCCGGCGUCCUCUCCUUCUACAACGUGUCGGGCGGCAUGAGCCACCUGCACACCUUCCGGGCCGCUUUCCAGGAGCCGCUCUACCCGGCCCUGCGGCUCUGGGAAGGGGCCAUCAGCAUCUCCCGGCUGCCCUAGGGGCCGAGACCGGAGUGACCGCCCUAGGCCUUCCACUGCUCUGGUCUCACCCGACCCCAUGUGGCUGGGCUACUGCCAGCUCCCAAGCACCCCCAUCUCCCCCACUAGUCCUGCCCGGUGCUUUGAAAGGGCUCCUCUCUUUGGCUAGUUUCAAACAUGCCCUAAACACAGGUCCUCUACCGGGUCUCAGUGCCACUACACUGCUUUUAGUCCAGGUGCUACCCACAAGUGAACCCUGAGCAUCCUGACCAUGUCAGAAUGGGUUAUCCUCAGCCUCAGGUCUCUCCCUCCUAGUCUGCAAUGCCUGGCACUUCAUGGGCACACAAUAAAUAUGAGAGUCAUCCAGCCCUUUCCCCCUAAUGUCCCUUUGACCUGCCUCCUCCUCUCCACUCUGCUCCAGCUUGUCCAUGUCGCUUUUCAAAGCAGCCACAAGAGCAUCGUAACACCUCGGGGCCUGAGCCCUCUCCCAUUCUCAUCCUCCACUGUACGGCCAGAUUGCUGUGCCUAAAACCUCAUUUAACCUCUUAGAACUACCAAGAGGUUCCCAAGGACCUCAGGGAGAAAAAAGCUGGCACUUUACCUUAGCAUUCAAGGCUUUUCUAGUCUGCCCCCAAACUCCUUAUGCUCAUCUAGCUUCUGCUCUUUUCAGAGACCCUCCAAUGAGAGCUUUUGGCACCUUUGCCCGUGCCUGUCUCAGCCUUCCCCUGGCCUAACUGCCCCAGGAAGUCUUCCCAAGCCACAAGAACCUCUUACUAGGAGAGCCACACAUCUAGGACCUUGCUUUCCAACUAGGUUGGAAGCUUUCCAAGGGCAGCUGUGUCCUAUACCCUCCCCACCCUGCAGAGGUCAGGAUGUCCCUUUCCCUCCCAAUGACCAGCAGCCGGCUAUCAUUGAAUCAAAGAAGAGCUGAGCUGAGAAGUCCUCCUGAAUCACCCAGCCUAACCUCACUGUACAUUUGGGGAGACUAAGGUCCUAAAAGAAAGUUCCUUAAAGUUGGGCCACGCCCCAGCCCCAAGGCAAGUGUUUUACUUGCCCCAUGUCCCAGCUCUUCAGGCCCAGCUUUCAAUGUGGGAGAUUUUACUGCUUAUUCAUUCCUCAAGGGAUGUUGGGAAGAAACCAGCAGGUGACUGUUGCUUAGGAACCACAGGCAGUUUUCCCAACUGUCUUGGAACUAAGAGAGGAGGAGCUAAGAGUAAGGUCUGGAUGGCCCAGAGAACCCCAUUUUCCAUUAAGAAGUGACAAAUAGAGAAGGCCAAACCAGGAGGACCUCACAGUCCAGCUCCUCUAGCAGAAGGGGAAGGCCUCUUCUGGGUCUGUGCUUCAGUUCUGAAGAUUUAGCAUCAUUAUUUGCCAAAUUCCCUAGAUGGUUUUGAAAUCAUAAUGUGUUAAAUUAUCUUCUUAGGUGGUUGGCAAGAAGGCAGUGGUAGGGGAAGAAGAUGCAAAGCUGAAACCCACUUAUGGUUUCAGGGCAUUCAUUAAUUUGAAGCACAUAAAAAUGCCAAUUUCUAAAUUUUCUGACCUAAAAAUGCCACUUUCAUACAGGGCAAUGUAAUACAAGUGUAAAUCAAGGCAGAAGGAACCUUUAAGAGUGCCUUUGGUUGUAACCAAAUCACUUAAAACUCUAGCUGGAUAGACAGCAUAGUGUCUAAGCACACUGCUCCGGGAAUCCUGAAAAAAGGGGAAUUCUACUGGGGAUGACCCAGAGCUGAAUUCUGACAGGGCGUUCCCGACAGAAGAUGGAUGUGCCUGACCCUACAUCUCUGUUUAUCCCUGCAAACAAAGACUUAUUUCCAGACCCGUAGCGAUCGGGGCCAAAGUAAUAAGAGCACCUGCUAUUUUGUCAGGCACUGUUCUAAUGCUUUACAACUAUUAACUCAUUUGAUCCUGACAUCAUCCCUAGGAGGUAGAAAGUUACCCCAGUUCUACAUAGGGCAAAACUGAGAUCCAGAAUGAGUAACUUGCUCAAGGUCACAGAGCCAGUGGUGAGGUUGGGGUUGUGCUCACGUCCACCAGGCCAUACUGUUCAGGCGAACACAGCUGGUCUCUGGCUGGUGCCUGCUCGCUCCUGUUUUGCCUAUGAUGCUUCACUUUGGCCUACUGAGUCUACCUUUGGGUAACUUUCCUUGGGCUGAGAUGAGGUUCUGCACCCAGAAGAGGAACUUGAGUUUGGAGUUCACAUAUCAGAGACAGCUGAACUAUACAGGAAAAAACCGGCGUUGAUCCAAUGCCUACUCUGUAUCAAGACCUGUGCUAGCCGGAAAACGGCAGUUUCGGUACACGGUCAUGUGACCUCAGGCUAGUCAUUUCACUUCUCAGUCAUCUGUAAAAUGGGGGGUAAAUGACCCUGCCUACUAGUGCUGGCAGGCUCAAAUGAGCCACUGGUUAUGAACUUGCUUUAAAAACCAUACAGUACUGGGUGGCUCAGUUGUUAAGCAUCUGCCUUUGGCUCAGGUCAUGAUCCCGGGGUGCUGGGAUCGAGCCCCAUAUCAGGCUCCCUGCUCCGCGGGAAGCCUGCUUCUCCCUCUCCCACUCCCUGUGCUUGUUUUCCCUGUCUCUCUGUCAAAAAAUAAAUAAAAUCUUUAAAGAAAGAAAUAAAAAAUAAAAACCAUACGGUACUGUACCAUGCUAGGACCCAUCAGCAUCCCCAGCAGACAUCCUGCAGUAGCAGGAAUCUCCUUCAAUAUUCUCAAUACAGGACUAAAGUUUCUUUGGGGUCCAUGACUAUAAAAUCACUUACUUAAUUCUCCUUCAGAUUUAUACUUACAGAAAUUUCUUAAUACAGCAAACUGCUUACAGAUAUUUUUUAAAUAACAUUAAUUUUAUAAACUGUGGUUUUAAUAAAUAUGAAUAUAUCCCUUGUAA